UGCUGUGCAUAUGCUUAAGACCAUAGAUGCCAUGGACCCUUGGGAAGAUCUCACUGAGCUUGGUUAUCACCUCACUGAAUUGCCUGUAGAGCCACACCUCGGUAAAAUGGUGUUGUAUGCUGUAGUUCUGAAGUGCCUGGACCCCGUUCUGACCAUUGCCUGUGCUCUUGCCUGCCAAGACCCUUUUGUGCUGCCCACGCUGGCCUCCCAAAAGCGAGCAGCCGUGCUGUGCAGGAAGCGUUUUGCUGCCGGGACGUUCAGUGACCACAUGGCCCUGCUCAGGGCUUUCCAGGCAUGGCAGAAGGCCCGCAGUGACGGCUGGGAGAGAGCCUUCUGUGAAAAGAACUUCGUAUCCCAAGCCACAAUGGAAAUCAUUGCAGGAAUGAGAACACAGUUGCUUGGCCAGCUUAGAGCCUCAGGUUUUGUGAGAGCCAGAGGAGGAGCUGAUAUUAGAGAUGUUAAUGCUAACUCUGAGAACUGGGCUGUGAUUAAAGCUGCCUUAGUGGCUGGGAUGUAUCCCAAUCUGGUGCAUGUAGACAGAGAAAGCCUGCUGUUGACUGAACCAAAGGAGAAGAAAGUGCGAUUUCAUCCUACCUCUGUUCUUGGCCAGUCUCAGUGUAAAAAGAUUGCCCCAGCAAAUGGACAAGCUGCAGCCAUCCAGGCCCUCCCUACAGACUGGCUUAUAUACGAUGAAAUGACGGCAGCUCACAGGACAGCAAACAUCAGGUGCUGCUCUGUUGUGACACCUGUCACCGUGUCCCUCUUCUGUGGACCAGCCAGACUGCCAAGUAAUGCCUUGCAGGCAUCUUCAUCCUUUCGAGGGGGAUGGGUAUCUAAUGAUAGCAGUGACAGUGAGAUGGAGGACAAAACAGCUGCUGAUCUGCCACUGCUGAAGCUGGAUGAAUGGCUCCAUCUCAAACUGGACCCUGAAAACUGGAAUUCACUGCAGGCUGCUGGUAUGCUGCUGCAACUCAGGCAGAAGUGGCACAGCUUGUUCCUGCGUCGUAUGCGAGCUCCUUCUAAGCCGUGGUCUCAGGCUGAUGAAACAACUGUAAGAGCAAUUACAGCUGUUCUGAGUGCUGAAGAACAGUCUGCAGGUCUGCAGCAGCCUUCAGGAAUUGGCCAGAGACCAAGACCUGUGACUUGUGAAGAGCUUCCUUUGACAUCUACAUGGAAGUCAACCAACAGCAGAAAAAGCUCAACAGAAACUGAAUUGUCUGCCUCCUCUCAUGCUGAAAAGGUUUCAGUGAAAUCUGCUUCUCCUGCACUCCGCCAGCCAAAGAAGUACAAAGAAAAAGACAUUUUGCUCUCCAGACGAUCCUCAGCUGACAAACCAGCUCAGUCCUCAGUGAAGCCUGCAGAGAGCAGUAGCUAUUCCAGCCCCUGUGCUAGUCCUCCUUCUCCAGUGUCUGGAAAGGUAGAGUUCUCUAACAUAUCACCCUGCUCUUCCAAAGUAAUAGAAUUUCUUGCUGAUCUCAUUCUGCAAUUAGGUAUUUUACUGAUAAAUUAGGAACCUAACUUAACUUUCCAUUUAUAACAGCUGCAUAAUACUUCCUUCUGGAACUUAAAAUCUAGAU
Messenger RNA from Vidua macroura (Pin-tailed whydah), 1577 nucleotides. Its product is annotated as 3'-5' RNA helicase YTHDC2-like. Bases 11 to 1510 code for a protein of 499 amino acids. The record is from RefSeq and is a predicted model, not a curated record. The transcript is spliced from 8 exons. Gene Ontology annotation, molecular function: RNA binding. Gene Ontology annotation, cellular component: intracellular anatomical structure. Lineage: Eukaryota; Metazoa; Chordata; Aves; Passeriformes; Viduidae.